Aureobasidium uvarum is the source of this 1041-nucleotide messenger RNA. The record is from the annotation of a GenBank genome assembly. NCBI's taxonomy places the organism in Eukaryota, Fungi, Ascomycota, Dothideomycetes, Dothideales, Saccotheciaceae.
AUGCAGCCUCCGAGUAUACUGUCGUUGGUCGUGUUCUUCACGUUCAUCUUGGGUAUUGACUCGUCUCCGGUGUUGCAUGAGCGAGCUACUUCGAAAUGUACGCCAGAAGACAUCGCGACCGUACGCCGUACAGUCAAAGAUGAGGCAUACUUCUGCAAUUGGUGGCUCUCUGAAACCCGCACACAAUCUCCGUUCGUGGAGUUCAGUCCUUUACAGGUGACCGACCUUUGCCGAUGCAUCUCGCCAGCAAAGACUACGACGAAGAAUAAGCGUGCAGAAACGACCGAGGCCACUGUCGAAGCUCGUCUUGAGAGAAGACAAACCAUGGCAACCUGCAGAGCCGAACUAAGCAUUCAGUUCAGCCAGCCUUGGCGCUUCUGUGUCUUCUAUACCUCAUAUCCCAGGACCACCUCUCCCUUUGCUGGAUACUCUGCUCAAGAAUUGACCAAGCUGUGCGGCUGCGUUAGCGGAAACGUCGUCUCAACUUUUUCCAAGAAGACUAUGACAUCUACCAAAAGCACAAGCCGUACGGGUAAACCAGUCUCGAAGGCUUCAUCCUCAAGUAAAUUCAGCAGUACCUUGGUCAAACCGGUCACCAAAGUCUCAUCUUUGUCGAAGCUUUCAAGCAGCUCGAUUAAGCCCAUCUCCAGACCUUCAUCCACGUCAAGCAAACUUACAAGCAGCUCUUCAAAGCCUAUCUCGAAGGCUUCAUCAUCGAGCAAGGCUAGAAGCACCUCGGUCAAACCGAUUACGAAGGCCUCAUCUUCGUCACGGCUCCUGAGCAGCUCAAUAAAGCCUAUUUCCAAAACCUUCUCCUCGUCAAGCAAACUUAGAAGCAGCUCUUCAAGGCUUGUGUCCAAGACUACAUCCUCGAGCAAGGCCGCCACCAAGUCGACCCUCAGCAAGUCCUCAAGUGGGACUCACUCGACGUCGACACCGAAAUCGUCUAGUAGCAGUCAAGCUCAGCACCAUCUCAAGCCAGAGACCGUUGAGCAGCACCUCUUCCACCACAUUCAGGUCUUCCGUUCCGGCAGCUUCUAG